CGAGAGGAAUGAUGGUCAGCUGAUUUGUGGGGAAGAAUAGCCUCAGCCAGUUAGCCGUGAGCUGGUGGUUUGGAUUUGAACAAAAUCCAGCCAUUAAAUUACACGGACGUCUGAUUUAAAGUCAGUACUCGUCGAUUCGAGGGUUGAUGAUGUUGCCGCCGAGCCGAAGCAUCGCGGGCGGUCUGUUGAUUUGUUUUCUUUUCAUGUUGUCAACACAGAAGACAGAAGCCAAGAAAUCCGAAGACAUCCGAUGUAAAUGCAUCUGCCCACCUUAUAAAGACAUCGAAGGGCAGAUUUACAAUCAAAACGUUUCACUGAAGGACUGCAACUGCCUCCAUGUUGUCGAGCCAAUGCCAGUCGAAGGGAAGGACGUGGAGGCUUACUGUCUUCGCUGUGAAUGCAAGUACGAGGAGAGAAGCUCCGGAACGAUUAAAGCAACAAUCAUUAUUUACCUGUCUGUGCUGGGGCUCCUCCUGCUGUACAUGGUUUAUUUGACUUUGCUCGAGCCCAUGCUGAAGAGGCGCUUGUUCGGCCACUCACAGCUCAUCCAGAGUGAAGACGAUGUUGGGGACCAACAGCCGUUCGCUAAUGCCCACGAUGUGCUGUCUCGCUCACGCUCUCGUCCCAAUAUGCUGAAUAAAGUGGAGUAUGCUCAGCAGCGCUGGAGGAGGCAGGUCCAGGAACAGCGCAAGUCCGUCUUCGACCGGCACGUAGUGCUCAGCUAAAAGUGCUCCCCCUCCUAGACUUUAUCAUACGGGGCACUGUGUCACUGUGCUGAGGGCUGGGUUUUCCUCCUGUUGUCCAGUGCUCAGUCCAGCCUGCCCCUACUAGUGCAGUGCCCGUCUUUAAAACAUGCAUUCGUCUGUCUCUGUGUUUCUGUGUAGGGUAAACAACUGGAUCAUUGUGAUGUUUUUCCAGGACAUCCGGUGUGAAGUUCUGCCACUUACCGUUUAUGCAGUUUGGUUAAAUUUUUACUUGUUGGAGGAGAAAACAUGCAUGGCAUUAUGUACUCCUGUUAAUGGAAAACGUUUACUGCUGAUGCAGAUCAGUCACACCUGAAUACGGGGGUAGAAGUGCCAAUUUACCUGCAGAUAUGAUCCCCUUGAACCCUGUUUUUUUACAUGAACACAGUUAACAUUUGUUUAAAACAAAAACUCUGGACACUGAAACACUUAUGCUUUAUAUCAUUAGUGAGUACUGUGGAUUAUUUCAUUAAAUAAUUAAUGGUCUGCUUCUUCACACAUAAAGCUUUUGUUUAUAUGUAUAUGAUAAGCAAGUCAUCCUCGGCUAAGUUCACUUUUCAGGCAGGUUGUCACUCCCAUCUUGUCUUCGUUUUUAAAUUGCAGUCUUAGUUUCUUGUGUAUCAUAUAAUUAACAAUAUUAGAAACGUGAUCUACAUUUCCACCUUCUGUCUAGCUCAAGUGAACCAUACUAAUUAUCAAUGACAGUAUUGCACCUGCAUUCUUGUUGAAGAAAGAUGUCGCUCAGUUCAGAGUUUGUGUUGGAUAAACUUUUGAGAUUUCAUGAUGUGAUAGAAAGAAAUGUUUGUUGGAUUGGAGAUACUUUCUAAUUUUCAAUACAGUUCUGUGUAAUUCAUGGA
Molecule: messenger RNA, 1600 nt
Organism: Pygocentrus nattereri (red-bellied piranha)
Lineage: Eukaryota; Metazoa; Chordata; Actinopteri; Characiformes; Serrasalmidae
Gene: tmem9b
Product: TMEM9 domain family, member B
Exons: 5
Coding region: 147-725 (192 amino acids)
Biological process (GO): positive regulation of canonical NF-kappaB signal transduction
Cellular component (GO): lysosomal membrane
Source: RefSeq, a predicted model, not a curated record